CCCCGUUGGAAUACAUACAAAUAGCCCUUGGCAUUCACAACCCUAAGCAAACAUAGAAGUCAACGCACCUGUUCAUGUUUUGUGAAUCACUGGCCUGUAAUCAACGAUACUCCGAACAAGACAGUAUAGAGCAAUAUCACCAUAAUCGCUCUCUUAAAGUGAAAAAGAAACUUUUCCAAACGGCUUCUUAAAACCAAUCCUCUUCUUUUUGCUCCCCUUUUCCUCCCUAGCCAAUUUUAUUCUUUUUUUUAUUAUUAUUAUUCUUCCUCUUCUUAUUUCUAUUCAUUAUGUCUGCUAUUAAUGUACGCCGCGAUGUUAAAGAUUCAUUCUAUCGUUACAAAAUGCCUCGUCUAGUCGCAAAGGUCGAAGGCAAAGGUAACGGAAUCAAGACUGUCAUUCCAAACAUGACUGAUAUCGCGCGUGCUCUUUCUCGCCCCUCUUCAUAUCCUACAAAGUUUUUUGGCUGCGUACUCGGUGCCCAGACCACUUGCGAUGACAAAAAUGAACGUUAUAUUGUAACUGGUGAACAUGAUGCUGAAAGACUCCAGACUAUCCUCGACAGUUUCAUUUCCAAAUUCGUUCUCUGUUCUUCUUGCCAGAACCCCGAGACCGAUAUUAUUAUCAAGGGUAAUGAUAUUUGGAUGGACUGCAAGGCCUGUGGUGCUCGUAACAUGGCCGAUAUGCGCCACAAACUGGCUACAUAUAUUCUCAAGAACCCUCCUGCUCAGGCAGUCAAGAAACAGCGCAGACAGCAUCAAGAACUUCAGGAUGAUGAUGAUAUGAACGGCUCGGACGAUGACCUUAUUACUCAGCGUAUUAACAAGGAAGCUGCUGGACUCAAGUUGGAAAGUAAACUGGCCCAAGAAGGAUGGUCCGAAGAUACCAGCGAAGCUGCAGUAGCUCAGCGUAUGAAAGAACUUAAUGUUAAGUCUGGCUCAUUUGGUAAUGGCGACGACGACGAUGAAGAAGGCGAAAAUAAGUAUGAGCAGUUUGGCGAAUGGCUUGAGAAAGAGGAAGCUCCUAGUGAUGAAGAUAUUAUUGCCAAGGCUGAAGAGUUGGGUGUAUUUGGAAAGUACAAGUCUGUCCAGGUCCUCAUGCAAUGUAUCUUCGAUGCCUCUGUCGUCGCCCAGAUUCCUAAGCGUACCAAGCUCCUUCGCAAGUUUGUUAAGGAUGAUGAGAAGCACCAAAAGGCUGUGUUGGGUGGUAUCGAGCGAUUGGUGGGCAACGAAUAUAAAGACACCUUGUUGAAGAAGAUGCCAAAUAUUCUUAUGGGACUUUACGAGGCUGAUAUCAUUGGAGAUGAUGUAUUUAUCAAGUGGGGUGAGAAGCCCUCAAAACGCUAUGUUGACAAGGAAGUCUCCAAAGAAAUCAAGAAGGCAGCCAAGCCUUUCUUGGAAUGGUUAGAGAACGCCUCGGAGGAAGAAGAAUCUGAUUAAAGAUUGAUCGGGUGGAUAUAUUUGUAUAGACAGUACAGAUGACAUCAAUAAACAAACAAAAAAAGCAAAAAAAAACACACACACAAAAUUAAAGCAUC
This is a messenger RNA of Phycomyces blakesleeanus NRRL 1555(-), 1534 nucleotides long. RefSeq lists its product as hypothetical. Gene Ontology annotation, cellular component: cytosol. The transcript has 5 exons. Gene Ontology annotation, biological process: formation of translation preinitiation complex; formation of cytoplasmic translation initiation complex; translational initiation. Bases 288 to 1436 code for a protein of 382 amino acids. Gene Ontology annotation, molecular function: translation initiation factor activity; GDP-dissociation inhibitor activity; eukaryotic initiation factor eIF2 binding. The record is from RefSeq and is a predicted model, not a curated record. Lineage: Eukaryota; Fungi; Mucoromycota; Mucoromycetes; Mucorales; Phycomycetaceae.